Castor canadensis (American beaver) is the source of this 791-nucleotide messenger RNA. RefSeq names its product glutathione S-transferase P. Gene Ontology annotation, molecular function: glutathione transferase activity. Gene Ontology annotation, cellular component: cytosol. Gene Ontology annotation, biological process: glutathione metabolic process. Lineage: Eukaryota; Metazoa; Chordata; Mammalia; Rodentia; Castoridae. The record is from RefSeq and is a predicted model, not a curated record.
GCCCGCUAGGCCUGGGCCGGAGCUCAGCCGCCGCCGCCUCCGUCUGCGCAGUCGUGGGACCGCGUCGCCAUCUACUCAGCAGCCAUGCCGCCCUACACCAUUGUCUACUUCCCCGUUCAAGGGCGCUGUGAGGCCAUGCGCAUGUUGCUGGCUGACCAGGACCAAAGCUGGAAGGAGGAGGUGGUGAUGUUGGAUUCUUGGUAUCAGAGCCCUCUCAAGGCUUCCUGUCUGUAUGGGCAGCUCCCCAAGUUCCAGGAUGGCGACCUCACCCUGUACCAGUCCAAUGCAAUCCUGCGGCACCUGGGCCGCUCUUUUGGGCUCUAUGGGAAGGACCAGCGAGAGGCAGCCCUGGUGGAUAUGGUGAAUGACGGAGUGGAGGACAUCCGCAGCAAAUACAUCGCCCUCAUCUACACCAACUAUGAGGCGGGCAAGAAUGACUAUGUGAAGGCCCUGCCCACGCACCUGAAACCCUUUGAGACCCUGCUGUCCCAGAACAAGGGGGGCCAGGCCUUCAUCGUGGGCGACCAGAUCUCUUUUGCAGACUACAACCUGCUGGAUUUGCUGCUGACCCACAAGGUCCUGGCCCCCAGCUGCCUGGAUGCCUUUCCCCUGCUCUCAGCCUAUGUGUCACGUCUCAGCGGCCGGCCCAAGGUCAAAGCCUUCCUGGCCUCCCCUGACCAUGUGAACCGCCCCAUCAAUGCCAAUGGCAAACAGUGAAGGCUUAUGGGUUCCUCCGGGGAAUCAGGAACUUCUUGCCUCCCUUUCCCCAGGAUCAAUAAAAUUUCCAAGAU